UCAUUAGUUUAGGGCAUAAUUCUUUCAGUGAACAUUAACAGCUUGAUUCUUAAGUAGUUUACACUGAAAAUAGACAAAGCAGAGGAAAAUAUUAUCACAGUAAACAACCUCACAAUGACUGGAAACUGCACAGCAACUGCUGAGGUGUUGGAGAUGGAAAAUAUUUCUGAUUCCAGAAGUAAUAUUGAAUAGCUGCAUGAGUGAAUGCAGCAUAUUAAAACAGAUUGUGAUAGUUUCAUCUUCCUACCAUCUUUUCAUUUAGGAUUCUAUACAUCUGGCUGACCAGAAUAUAAUUGAGCUUCAGGAAAUCCUGCAAGAUAAAGAUGACAAAGUCAAUGACUGUUCGGAAAAACAGACCAAUGCUGCAAAUCUGUGUGAAGAUUUUAUGGCUCAGCUGGACAAGCUUGUCUUGACUCCUCUCUCAGCACUGCAAGCCCUGUUUCCAGGCCCCCAGAACCUCAUCCAGAAGCGCUAUGACAAGUUGUUGGACUACAAUAGCUACAUUCAGAGGUCAGCUGGAGAAGACCUGGAGAUGGCAAAGAAAGAAUACGAGGCUCUAAAUGCACAGCUAGUGGAAGAACUUCAGGUAUUCAACAGAGCAGCCAAAAAGAUCGUGUUGAACUGUCUACACUGCUUCAUCACCCUCCUCAGGAAUAUUAUGUUUGCAGCACUUCAAUCAAACUCUGCUGUCAUGGUGCCUAUUCCACUGUCCUCCUCAAGCAUCUGUGAAGUGCAGAAUCAAUUGAUAGAGGAGGUUCACAAGCUGAAUUUUGUAAAAGAAAACAUCAGUACAAUCUUUAUUGAGGGAAAAUUGAGCCUGGAAAAAAAGAAACCUGUUCCUUCUCUGCUGGAGUCCCCACGGCAGACAGAGGAGCACAGGUCCAAGCUGCUGGCUAUGUACAGCAUGGAGUUGCUGUACCAGGCCAAGCGCAAGUGCAACGCUGCGCAGGAAUUCGACAUUGACCUGCAGGAAGGAGAUCUGGUGGCUGUUGUGGAGCAAAAGGACCCCUUUGGAAGCACGAGCAGAUGGCUUGUUGACACAGGAAGUAAGUUCUCUGCACAAAUAUCCCAAUAACAGCUUUCCUUUGGGAUAUUGAUUUCUUUUCAUUCUGGCCCCAUCUGUUUGCCUCUGUCAUACUAACGGCUGCAUAAAACGGUUGGUUUUGAAAUGAUUUUAGCAGCAUUUUGCUGUUUAUUUAUUUUCUGUCUCUUUAUUCUGGUUUCUAGUCCUCACAGGGUAUGUGUAUUCCUCCUUCCUGAAGCCAUACAAUCCAGCCAAAGCGCACAAGGAUGUAGCAGAAAAUGGCUUUAGUGAUGAUGAUUUUGAUGACAUCAGCCUCUUUG
Messenger RNA from Serinus canaria (Common canary), 1344 nucleotides. Its product is annotated as rho guanine nucleotide exchange factor 38-like. Lineage: Eukaryota; Metazoa; Chordata; Aves; Passeriformes; Fringillidae. Gene Ontology annotation, cellular component: cytoplasm. Bases 386 to 1075 code for a protein of 229 amino acids. The transcript has 4 exons. Gene Ontology annotation, molecular function: protein binding. The record is from RefSeq and is a predicted model, not a curated record.